Molecule: messenger RNA, 9154 nt
Organism: Mus caroli (Ryukyu mouse)
Lineage: Eukaryota; Metazoa; Chordata; Mammalia; Rodentia; Muridae
Gene: Ppp1r12b
Product: protein phosphatase 1 regulatory subunit 12B
Biological process (GO): signal transduction
Cellular component (GO): cytoplasm; Z disc; A band
Molecular function (GO): protein kinase binding; enzyme inhibitor activity; phosphatase regulator activity
Source: RefSeq, a predicted model, not a curated record
GUGGGCGGUGCUACUAGCGGGAGGAGUAAAGAUGGCGGCGCGGGGGCCUCCGCCUUCAUUCCCCGGCUGAAGCCCUCCGAGGGAGGCGGCAGUGGCCACACAGGGCAACCAACAGUCUUGUGGUGGUACUUUUGGCAGCAGCUGCGGAAGCUCGAGCAAUGGCGGAGCUGGAGCACCUGGGAGGGAAGCGAGCAGAGUCGGCGCGAGCGCGGCGGGCUGAGCAGCUGCGGCGCUGGCGGGGCUCGCUGACCGAGCAGGAGCCCGCGGAGCGACAGGGCGCGGGGCGCCAGCUGCAGACCAGACGCGGGAGCCCCAGGGUCCGCUUCGAGGACGGUGCGGUCUUUCUAGCUGCCUGCUCCAGCGGGGACACGGACGAGGUGAAAAAGCUUCUGGCAAGAGGUGCGGACAUCAACACGGUCAACGUGGAUGGCUUGACAGCCCUGCACCAGGCCUGUAUUGAUGAAAAUUUGGACAUGGUGAAGUUUCUGGUGGAGAACAGAGCCAAUGUAAACCAGCAGGACAACGAGGGCUGGACACCCCUGCAUGCAGCAGCUUCCUGUGGUUAUCUCAACAUAGCAGAGUAUUUUAUUAGCCAUGGAGCCAGUGUGGGUGUUGUGAACAGUGAAGGUGAAGUUCCUUCUGACCUUGCAGAGGAGCCAGCCAUGAAAGACCUUCUUCUGGAACAAGUAAAGAAACAAGGCGUUGAUCUAGAGCAGUCAAGGAAGGAGGAAGAACAGCAGAUGUUGCAGGACGCCCGCCAGUGGCUCAACAGCGGAAGAAUAGAAGAUGUGAGGCAGGCUCGCUCAGGGGCCACUGCCCUGCAUGUAGCUGCUGCCAAGGGUUACUCUGAAGUCCUCAGGCUUCUCAUUCAGGCUGGCUAUGAACUCAAUGUUCAGGAUCAUGACGGCUGGACUCCUCUUCAUGCAGCUGCACACUGGGGAGUGAAAGAGGCUUGCUCCAUCCUGGCAGAAGCACUCUGUGACAUGGAUAUCCGGAACAAACUGGGCCAGACGCCAUUUGACGUGGCUGACGAAGGUCUUGUGGAGCACUUGGAGAUGCUUCAGAAGAAGCAAGAUGUGCUUCGAAGUGAAAAGGAGACCCGGAAUAAGCUCAUCGAGUCAGACCUGAAUAGCAAGUUUCAGAGUGGACUCUUUAAGAACAAAGAGAAGAUGCUUUAUGAAGAAGAGAUCCCCAAGUCCCAAGACACAGAGGGAGAAAGCAAAGAGUCCAGCAGCUCCAGCUCAGAGGAGGAGGAAGGGGAAGAUGAAGUUUCUGAAUCAGAGACUGAGAAGGAGGCAGAUAAAAAGCCAGAAGCCACUGUCAACCAUUCCAACUCUGAAAUCAAGAGUCGGAUCAUGGAGCAGAUCCCAGCCCCAGCUCAGAACACCUUCUCUGCCUCUUCAGCUAGGAGACUGUCCAGUCUUUUCAACAAGGCGGAAGAGCCUAAAGAUGAAUCUCCUUCCUCAUGGAGACUGGGGCUCAGGAAAACUGGCAGCCACAAUAUGCUGAGCGAAGUGGCCAAUCCCAGGGAGGCCCUGAGGGAUCGAGGCUCUUCCAUCUACCGUUCCUCCUCAAGCCCUCGGAUCUCUGCUUUGCUGGACGACAAAGAUAAGGAAAGAGAAAACAAAAGCUAUUUCAGUAUGCUAGUACCCCGGAGGCUCAGCAGCACAAGUGACAUUGAAGAAAAGGAGAACAGAGAGUCAGCUGUUAAUCUAGUAAGGAGUGGCUCCCACACCAGGCAGCUGUGGAGGGAUGAAGCAAAGGGAAGUGAAACCCCACAGACAAUUGCUCCUUCCACUUACACGUCAACUUACUUGAAAAGUGCUUCAUUUGGUAAAAGUAGUGACCCCACAAGUCCCUACAUUUCAGCCAAUCGCAAUUCAUCUCCUGCUACCUCACCCAUUACCAUUGGUUCAUCAACCUCUCGGGGCAGCCAGUGGCAACCUGCCUCUUCUUGCCCUGCACCAGUCAGUACAAACACUCCUGCACCUGUGCAGCACGUCAGGACUCCUUACAAGUCUCAGGCUGACUCAACAGCAGAGAAAACAGCAGACAGUGUCUCCUCCAGCACCCCACUGUGUGUGAUCACCAACCGUCCUGCGCCAAGCACUGCCAAUGGGGUUCCAGCUGCCACAGUGUUCUCCUCCACUGGAACAGACCCCUCUGUGGAAGCCCGGGAGAAGAGGAGGUCUUAUCUGACUCCUGUACGGGAUGAGGAGGCAGAGUCAUUACGGAAAGCGCGCUCCAGACAAGCUCGGCAGACACGAAGGUCUACUCAAGGUGUUACCCUAACAGACCUCCAAGAAGCAGAAAAGACUUUCAGCCGUUCGAGGGCGGAGAGACAAGCUCAGGAGCAGCCUGGUGAGAAGCUUGAAGAUCCUGGUGGCCUUGAAGGAAGCACCAAGAAGCAGGAGCCAUCAGCAGCCCCAACAAAGGGAGCUGGUGAGGGCAGAAGUCUGGAGGAAGAGCCUAUCUAUCAUCGCCUAAGGUAUCCAACUCAACCAGACAAACCCACGACACCAGUUUCUCCUUCUGCAUCAAGACCCUCACUAUACACUGGUUCUCAUCUACUGCGCACAAGUAGAGCUUCAGUCCCUGAUUCUGAGAAUUCAGAGACUACCACACACGCCACAGCGGCAAAGGAAAUGGACACCAGUGAGAAAGAAGAAGCUGAUCUGGAUGAUCAGUCCUCUAACAGGCUGUCUGUCCGGGAGAGGAGAAGAGCUAAAGAUAGGCGAAGAGGCACGGGCAUUAACUUCUGGACAAAUGACGAAGAUGAAACAGAUGUCUCUGAAGAGGUCAAAGAAGCAUUGCAUGAAAGACUUUCUAGGUUGGAGUCAGGAGGCACCAAUCCGACCAGCAGCGAUUCUUACAGUGACCGUGCCUCAGCAAGAGCCCGUCGGGAGGCCAGGGAGGCUCGUCUAGCCAGCCUGACCAGCCGGGUAGAAGAGGACAGCAACAGGGAUUAUAAAAAACUCUACGAGAGUGCCCUGACCGAAAACCAAAAGCUGAAAACAAAGCUUCAGGAGGCCCAGCUAGAGCUUGCCGAUAUAAAAGCCAAGCUUGAGAAGAUGGCCCAGCAGAAACAAGAGAAGACCUCUGACCGGUCCUCGGUGCUGGAGGUGGAGAAGCGGGAGAGGCGAGCACUGGAACGGAAAAUGUCGGAAAUGGAAGAAGAGAUGAAGGUGUUAACAGAACUGAAAUCCGACAAUCAGAGGCUGAAAGAUGAAAAUGGCGCCCUCAUCCGAGUCAUCAGCAAACUGUCCAAAUAGCUGAAGUCAGGUCUGGGAGGAGGGCACAGCAUUCGCUGCCCACCCUGUGUUUCCAGCUAUGGCCUUCUGGCCAAAAGACAUGAAUGUUUUGGGAGGAGGGCCCCUCCCUGUGGCCCUCGUCAGUCACCUCCUCUGCACUGUCCAUUGUCUCUGCACUCUCCAUGCCCCAUUGCCCCCGCACCUCUAUCCCAAGUUUUACGACAGUUUUAACUGAAGCAUGAUUGUGACCAUUUCAAGCAAUCUGGAGAAAGCUUUGUGGGGCACACCAAGCUCAGCUGUGACCUCCCAACUUUCUGCUGCUUUGUCCACAUUGGGUUUGGUCCAGAUAUGUAAGGCUUUGACCCAUAGCCUUUACACUGACCCACUGUUCUUUAUAUAGGUGAGCCUUGUGGUGGCCACUCUGGAAUCCUAUCUAGGGUGCCAAGAGAAAGGGUGGAGUGUGGAGUUGCUCUCUGGACUGCCUCUGGAGCUGUCUGCUUAGAGUCCAAGGUGACCGUGGCUCUGUGCUGAGGUGGUUUCUCACCUCUCAGGAACUGACUUGUUUUUACUUUUCUAUCAGUAACCUAGGAACAUCACUGAGUAGUCUUAACCUCACUCCUCCCUCUCCGCAAGGCCAAGGCAGCCUUGGACUCUCUCGCUCCUUUUCUUUCUGUGCUUUGGUGAUUUCUCCUUCCACCCUGAUAGUGUAAAAGCCGAAGCCGAGCUCCCAGCCUCAGCUGUCUGGAAACUCGUCCCUCUGCUGCCUCGGUGCCGUGACCCUGUCCCUGCGAAGCUAGAGGAUGGCUUAAGGGUCAGCCUGUUGUUCUUAUCUCCCAUGUGUCUGCUUACAAAGUGAUUUUCUGUACUCUCCAAGUUGUACAAGUAGUAUGCAUCUAUAAUCCCAGCACUUGGGAAGCUGAGGCAGGAGGAUCAAGAGUUUGAGGCCAGCUACAUAGCAAGACCCUCUCUCCAGAAAGAGGAGGCCUGGGUGUUGAGUGUUCCAGUUUGCCUUGCUCCCCUUCUCCACUCAGGCCCCUGCUCCUAAUGAGAAGCGGAGUUGCUGCAAGGAGGUCUGGGGAGAGCCGGGGCGGAAGCUAGACUAGGGGAUGGAAGCAGGCCAGAGACGUGAGAGCAUCAGAGGACACUUGGAACACUGCGGUGACACUGCCUGGGUGGUGGGGACUGCUUUGUGGUGGCCACAUCCAGGGGAGAGGUCCCUUCCUAGACGCCAACAGGAUCAGUGACUGCUGGGUAGAGACUGCAGAUGAGGAAGAGUACUUGUGGACUCUCAGGAGUGGCUAGCCCCGUAGACCCUCUGGCCCAGUGUCCCUGUACCUCCCCGCUGCCAUAACUCUGACCAUAGCUCUCAGUGGUCAGCCACUGAGAGCUAUGCAUGUCUUACUUGAACUUCAGGCACCUCUAUUACAUUUUUUACUAAUAGAAGCUGGGGUCUGCUGCUUCCUGCCAGGAUAGCACACGAGGUGUGGGUGUAGUGGUCUCUACUUGCCUAGUCCCUGAGACCCUCCUCAGAUGUUGUGAUUUUGAUGCCUGUCACAUCUGGACUACCAUCCUCUAGAGUCUAGGCAAGCAGCCCUCUAGCUUAUCAUGCCUCAGCGUAUAUAGAAUACGCCGUAGUUCUAGCACACAGUUAAACUGCUAGCUCUUGUCGACAUACCAGUGCUGAUGGGUAUAAUGUGGCAUUUUGUCCUUUGGUUCACAUUAAAGGACACAUCCUUUAAUGCCUCAUUGUUUGAGGGUUGCUAGUGAUGUGGACCAUUCUAACACUACCUCUGUUAGUUUUUCAUGAGGACACCACUGUCCUUUUUGGUGGCCCUUGCAAACUUCGUGUGCUCUUAAACAGAACUUGUAAUUCAGGGUCCCUAGUACAGAAUGGGAACAGUAUCUCCUCUGGUACUUUCAGCACAUGUAAGAUUCUCUCUCUGCCACUUCACCCAUUCCUCUGAGGAGCCUUGUGUUGGCCUGCUCUCCUCUUGUGGCGCACUGAGCCACGGUGAGAAAGACCGGUCUUCUGCUAUAGGAAGCACUCCCUUCUUGCUAGAUGUCGACAAGAUGCCAACCAGUUCUCAUAGCGCGGAUUGUAUUUUGGGAAGGAGGGGACUGCUGCCUCAUUCUUGGGGAAAGAAAACGGGCUCGUAGGAAAACAGAGCCUCCUCCUUCACAGGUCUGGGGAAGGCAUUCGGAGUCGCACGCCCUUAGGCCUUCGGAAGCGUAGGGAAGGCCUUCGGAAGCGCAAGGGAAGGUUCUAAAAACCUCACAAACCGGCAUUAUACCUGCCGUUGUAUGUGGCCUUCAUGUUUAAGAUGCCACCUCUUACCGGGAAGGUUUCCUUGUGAUAAGCUAUUGGCAAGCUUUUUAGCCUCGGCAGUACUAGCCUCUGUGGCCAAGAGCCCAUCAGAGCACACACGGUCCCAAGCCAUUCCUGGCACUUCUUUCAGGCCACUAACCUUAUUAGAAGCAUUGUGAAUGUGGUCUCUUCCAGAGAAGAGAACUCCACUUCUUCAAAAUCAGACUGACUGAAAGCCCCCAUGAAAGACAUGGCCUCCUGAGGCCAGCUGUUGUGUGUAUUCAGUCUCCCUUUCCCGUGUUGCUUGGUCGACCUCCCCAGUGGCCACCAGCCUCACCUGCUGGCUUCUCGGGAGUAAUCUCGUGGCUGGAGCUUACUGUCCCACUGCAGGCAGGCAGGCAGGAAGGACUCAGCCUUGUCACACCAGUCUUCAUGGGAAAUUAAGACAGUGACAAGGUUUUCAUUCAUUUGAUAGCCUUUAAUACCCAUGCCCCCUUUGAGGGUAACGACUGGUCAGUCCAGAGAGCCUCUGGCUGGAGUUUGCCUGCUUGCCUUUCAGGGUUUUAGAGCCUUUCCAGACAGUUCUUGGAAGUGCCAAUCCCCAGCUCCAUCCCUGUCUCUAGGGGAAGAGCUGUGCACAUCCAAGGGCGUUGCCUCUGAAGACUGAAGAAUAGCUCUGUCUUAGAGCCGCACCUCCUUGCGUCUGCCUAGCAGUGGGAUGUGUCCUCACCCUGCUUGCCAAGCCUCAGCCCCUGAGAUGCAAGGAUUGCUCAGGGGGGUUGCUGGCAGCUUCCACUCAGGAGAGUACAGGAACCAGAGUGAAGGGCCUCUCCAAGCCAUGCCCCUGUGGGGCUCUGCUCUCUGGCCCCUCUGCAGCCUUUGCUAGCAGAGACAGCUCUGACCAUUGUUUGCACGCCUUUUCAGCAGAGGGCCCUGUCCACAUCCAUGCCCAAGGAUAGCUGCAGCUCACCUGCCAUUCUAUUCUGAAGAGAAGUGCAAAGCCUCAAACAAUAUAGACUCCCUCAACCCCGGAAGUGAGGCAGCUUUGAGGCCAGAGUACUUUAAAGUCCUCUUGGCUUAAAAUUCUGUGAUUUAUUCAAAGAUGAGGACUUUUUUACACUUAGAUUUCUGCUUCAAAAAUUGCUUAACUUUGAAUUUUCAGGAUCAGUCUUGCUUUUUUCCCAAAUUCAGGCUAAGACUGGCCUGUCAGGGUCGACCUCCCCUCUGUGUUAGAAAGUGAAUUUAACAUUGAAAGCGAUUGAGUAGUGAUGUGAUUGCUUUCCCUCCUGGUGGUUAUGUAAAAAUAUUACCAAGCUGGUGGAGAUCGGAGCUGCUGGGAAGCCUAGACCCGUACAGUGUGCAUCCUAGGAAACCGGCUGCUGCUGCUGCUGCUGGGUUUGCUCAGUCUCAGACUCUCUGCUUGACACCAACUCAUUUCUAGUCUGGAGCUCUGUCCUGAGCAGCAGGAGAGCCUUCCUCAGGCUGCUGUGGGAGGUGCUCUUCCCAGGAGACACCAUGGCCACAGCACAGAUGCGUACAGUUGGGGAUUGGAUGUGAGGAAAGGGACAAACCCUGGGACUGGGUGCCUGCAUGCUUUAGUGGGUAAAAGGCAGAGGAAGGUGUGUGCAUGUGGAACAGGGUGGGGGUCGGAGCCUGGGAGAAAGGAAGCCAGGCUUCUGCACCUGCAAGUGUGUUCUGUCUCACUGAGUUCGUCCCUCAGCUCCAGCUGAGCGAGAUUUUAAUCAGCUCCUCUAAUGGGUAUUGACACUGCUCGGAGCAGUCGACUCUGUCAGGGACAACUAUUGAUUGCUUGUGUUCUGAUUAGAUUGGAAAAAUAGAUCAACUUCAUUAUAGCCCAGAAGCUGUCACUGUCACAGCUACAAAGGGAUGAAGUGGUCUCUGAGGGCUGAGGAGAAUCAGUUGGCCUCCUGACAAGCCAGAGAGUAGGUGAAAGUCGUGGCCACGUCUCUGUGAGAGCUGUGGUUAAGGGUCACAUAUCUCCUGCGGUGCCUGGUGACUCAGCGCCUGGGUGCCCAGGUCUGGCAUUUCCUGACUAGAAUGGGGAUGUACAGUUUGUCCCAGUGUGCUCUGUCUCUUGCUCCUCAUCGCCCUCCCCGUUUCCCAAAGCACUUCUCCCAUCCAAAUUGGGAAUCUGCCAGAACGACAUUUUGUUAUUUUGCCUCUAAAUUUUCCCCUAAUGUUUCCAAUAAAAUUUUGCUUGGGUGGCCCCUUAAGGUGUCACCAAGAUGCUAACCGAGGCCCCUCCAAAAUAAGCACACCCCCCCUCCUUCCCUCUCAGCUCCCUCCACAUGCCUAUGGCCUUGCUUUUCUACACUUGGACUUGAUGGUGCUCGAGGGAAGAGGUUUUCCAUUAAUUAGCCAAGAGUCCUUGAGGAUUUUCAAAUGCCAACAGCAUGUCAUACCGCCCACCACCCAUGGCUACCCCCAUCUACUGUCGAAACUCCCUGGCUGUGCUAGCAGCCCUCAAAGACCAGGUUUGGCUUAUAGGUCAGCACGACCCCUCUGUUUCAGGGUCAUGUCUGCUCAUUCUAUCUUUUCUGAAAGAUGUGACUGGUACCGGCUGAAAGCAGAAGUGUUUCCUCAGCACAGGCUAGACGAGUUUGUUUGCAUAGUGACAGCCACUCAGCCAAGCAGGAGAGAAGAUCUACAAAAGGCCCAACCAUGAGGAGUGAGAAGAGCCUCUGACAUGCUCUUGAACCCAGAGUGGGCAUCAGAGCUGGGAUCCUGAACAAGGGAUACCCAGGCUGGCACCAGCUCGACUCUCUCCAGAAUGCAUGUGUCUGUGCUGUUCUCCACCCUGCUCUCCUGAGAACUUGAGCAGAAGGUACCCAGCCUAUCCUAGGAUGGGGGAGACUAUGUGAAAGCAGUUGUAGGUAAAGGUACCAGAAGGCACAGGGUACAGGGAGAAGAUUCGGAGAGGAUGCACCCGUCCAACAUGGCCACCUUUCUAGUCAGCAUCCCUUGAGCCCUUGGCAGCUCAGCCCUCCUCCUGGCUGGUACCUUUCCCUCUGCAGGGUCAGUGGUUCAGACCCAGCUUUGGCUUUACGUUUUCUUCCAGGCACAUGUGCUCCGCUCCAAUCCUGGUCACCACUUCAGCACUAGCAUUUUGUAUUUCCUCUCUCUACCCUUCACCCAUGCUUGCUGCACCGAGUGGAGCUGUUCGCCAGCCAGAGUUGUGUGGAUUAACCUCAGUCAACUGUAAAUACACCUGGAGGAGGCUCCCGAGGGUGGGGAGCCAGGCUGCCUUCCUGAACUGAAUGUAUUUUUAUGCAAUUUUGAGUGGCCUUUUCAACCCUGAAAUGGAUGGAUUUGUUUUACUGACUGUUGUUAUAUAGUAUUAAGUAUUCUGUGUUUGAAAGUUUGGGAAUAAUAUUCACAUCUAUAAGAUGCCUGUAAACACAGCAGUAUUUAUAAAUGAGUAAAUAAAACUGUGUUUUACCUUUGUGCCAUGAGAUAGAACCUCCCAUUCACCAGGCAGCCCAACUGCAAAGUCUCUGCCAUAGGCAACCACAAGUCUGCGGUCACCACUUCCCCUCCCCGGGGAAGGGCUCUUAGAGCACCAGAACAACCCUGAGAA